AGAGGAGAGGCGCGUUUUUGGAGAUGGGUGCGAUCGCGUACCGGAGGCUGACGGCGUGCGAGAGCCGGCGGCGAGGAGGAGGGGACGGCACGGCGGUGGCGGUGGCGGUGGCGGUGGCGGCGGCCGCCGCCGCGGCGAGGGCGUGGUGGGCGGCGGUGAGGCGGGCGGCGGCCGCGGGGCUGUACUGCGCGGCGGGGCGGCGGCGGCGCGCAGCGAGGAGGAGGCUCGCCGCGCCGGCGAGGUACGAGUACGACUCGGACAGCUACGCGCGCAACUUCGACGACGGGGUGUGGAAGGCGGAGGAGGGCGUGGUCUGGAGCGCCGGGGCGGCGGCGGCGGCGGUGGCGUCGUCGUCGUUGGCGGCGUGCAGGCACGCCGCGAUCGUGCCAUGCCCAGUGAACUCUGAAUUGUUGAUCCCUCUGUAACUGUAGCUUAUGCUUAGCAAUUGGAUAAUUUGAACUCUGAAUUGUUGAUCCCUUUGUAAAUGUAGCUUAUGCUUAGCAAUUGGAUAAUUUGUUUAGGAUUGAUUUCCUGGAGGAUGUUAGGCCAGUUUUGACUGCACCGUGUAAUGCAUUUUCAGUUUUUCACCCAAGAAAAAAAAUUCAGUUGGA
Oryza sativa Japonica Group (Japanese rice) is the source of this 611-nucleotide messenger RNA. RefSeq lists its product as uncharacterized. Lineage: Eukaryota; Viridiplantae; Streptophyta; Magnoliopsida; Poales; Poaceae. The record is from RefSeq and is a predicted model, not a curated record.